UAAUGACAGGAUUGAAGGUUGAGUGGUAUGGUUAGACUCAUGUCUUCUCCACUAGACUACAGUGCCUCAUGCAGAUUGCUUUAGAUCUCUGUUUAGAGAAUUGAGGUAUGUUCCCAGAGGAGAGGACUCUACCCACAGAUCUUUCCCUCCCAUACAGAAGAGGUCCACAAACAUGUCUGUGGCAACAUCCUCCCAGAUUCCAGAAGGCACUCAACAAUAUGGAUAUCUACUUAGGGCAGUGAGCAGGCUAAAGAAGAGCUGAGUAGGAGAAAAUGAGUUCAGCGGGGAAGAGAAGAGGAAGGCCGAAUAGAGGCGGAGGACGAGGACGAGGCAGAAGUGGAGGAGGAGGAGGAAGAGACAGAGGACAAUGUAACAAAUCUCAUGCUGGUGGAAAUAAGAAAGGGUCAAGCAAAACUUGGGAUGAUGGGGAUGACUUUUGCUGCUUUGAGGAGCUGCCAGUUGCAUCCAGAUCAAGCUGCGUUAUGAGAAGAGGAGGGCAAACCAAACAGAGACCUGAAACGAGGAUGCCUCUGCAGACCAUACAUAUGACAUCUGAGAAUCAGCAAAGGGUGAAAGAACUCCUCCGAGAACUGCAGGGACAAGUGUUGUCUGCUGGUUUCGAAAUGGCUGCAUCAGGUGAAGAUGACGAUGAUGAACCUGAUUAUUCUGAUGACAUGCAGUGCUGGUCAGCAGAUGAAGAGAUUUCUGAAGUAACUACAAGGGUGGUUUCUGAACCAGAUGAACACAAAAUGGUGGAAAGUGAGGUGUCUUCAUUUGCUGUGCAUAAACUUUCCAGGUAUGGCUUUGAUAAUGAGCGCUGUCGGACAAUUCUAAGAUCCUGCAAUGGUAACAUUGGGGCAUCCCUGGAACACUUGCUGUUGCAGUGCUUUUCAGAAAAAUACGGAGAGAGGAUGCAAAUCUCAGAAGCAGCUGUUCAGGCCAGUAUAGAAGAAUGCUUGGAACAAAGGCAAGAAGAGGCUUUUGCUCUCCAUUCAAUCUAUGGAGAAAACUUUGUAGAAAGAAUUAAAAACAGAGUUUGGACAUUUGGAUUGGAACUGGAGCACCUAACAAAUAAAGUCAGCAAAUCCAAACAAAGGGAUAGUGCUGCCAAAGAUGUGGAAAAACAGACUUUAAAUAAAGUCUGUAAAUUUUACCUUCAAGGGGGGUGCAAGUUUGGCUCAAGAUGCAAAUUCCAACAUGAGACUCCUCCAAAGCACCUGCCAAGAACGUUACAGAAUUCUGUGGAUGAUGCUCACCUCAGAUCUAAUGGCGAUACCUCUCCUUUGUACGAACUUGAAAUCAGAUUUCCUGAGGAUAACAAAUACCCGUAUCAGGCACCCAUUGUGGCAUUUUAUUCCACCAAUGAGAAUCUACCUCUGGCUUAUCGUUUACACAUUGCUGAAUUCCUCUAUGGAAAGGCCUUGAUGUCUGCAGAGGCUAAUGAACCAGUUGUGUAUUCUUUAAUAACCUGUUUAGAGGAUGAAUCAGAAAUAACUGAGUUACUUACUAAUACUUACCACAAGUAUAGUGUCCCUCCUAUGUCCCUGCUGGCCAUGCCCUCAACAAGAACCCAUACAGACAGUCAUAAACAAGCAUUUCCAGAUAGUUCACUUGUUUCAAAUCGCAUGUCAGAAGUAACAGAAGAGUCUGAGCCUGAGAAUGAUGAAGAUGAGGAGGAAGAGGAGCCUGAAACAGUUAUUGUGGAGAAUGAGAGUUAUGUGAACCUCAAGAAGAAGCUUUCCAGAAAAUAUGACAUGCAGGCAAAGUCUGUGUAUAAUGAAAAUGUUAAAAUCUGCAAGCAAUUCCAAAUAAAGCAGUCUUCUAGGCAUUUCCAGUCCAUGUUGCAAGACAGACAGAAUCUCCCUGCGUGGGAAGAAAGAGAAACCAUUCUUGAUUUGCUGACUAAGCAUCAGGUGCUUGUUGUGAGUGGCAUGACUGGAUGUGGGAAAACCACUCAGAUUCCUCAGUUUAUUUUGGAUGCUUCACUGAGGGGUCCUCCAAAUAGGGUAGCCAAUAUCGUAUGCACUCAGCCUCGCAGGAUCUCUGCCAUUUCUGUAGCUGAACGCGUAGCCAAGGAGAGAACAGAAAGAGUUGGGAUUACUGUGGGAUACCAGAUCCGCUUAGAAAGUGUAAAGUCACUAGCUACCAGAUUGUUGUACUGCACUACUGGAGUGCUGCUGAGAAGAUUAGAAGGAGACAUGACUUUACAGGGAAUCACCCAUGUUAUUGUUGAUGAAGUUCAUGAAAGAACAGAAGAGAGUGACUUCUUGCUGCUGGUUUUGAAGGAUAUUAUGUUUCAGAGGCCAGACCUGCGUAUUAUACUAAUGAGUGCCACCUUGAAUGCAGAGCUUUUCUCUCAGUACUUUAACUCCUGUCCAGUUAUUAACAUACCAGGUCGGACAUUUCCUGUGGAUCAGUUUUUUCUGGAAGAUGUAAUUGCAGUGACAAGGUAUGUCUUAGAGGAUGGUAGUCCGUACAUGAACAACACGAAGCGAGGUCCAGAAGAGAAACUUAAAGCAAGACGCAAGAGAACGGCAUUAGAAGAAGUAGAGGAAGAUCUAAGAUGUGCUCACCUCCUAGAGGAUAACACUACUGUCAAGGAUUCAGUCCCAGACCAGCAAUUAACAUUUAAACAGCUCCUGAUACGAUACAAAGGGGUUAGUAAAUCAGUGCUAAAAACGAUGGCUGCCAUGGAUUUAGACAAAGUUAAUCUGGAAUUAAUAGAGUCCCUGCUGGAGUGGAUAGUCGGUGGGAAACACUCAUACCCACCAGGUGCUGUACUGAUAUUUUUGCCUGGUCUAGCAGAAAUUAAGAUGCUUUAUGAACAGCUACAGUCUAAUGCCCUUUUCAAUAAUAGACACAGUAAACGCUGUGUUGUUUAUCCACUCCAUUCCUCACUGUCCAGUGAAGACCAGCAGUCUGUGUUCCUGAAGCCUCCUGUAGGAGUUACCAAGAUCAUCAUAUCUACGAACAUUGCAGAAACAUCCAUCACCAUUGACGAUGUGGUCUUUGUGAUUGAUUCUGGGAAAAUGAAAGAGAAAAGAUACGACCCCAGCAAAGGAAUGGAAAGUCUGGAAGACACGUUUGUGUCCAAAGCCAAUGCGUUGCAAAGAAAAGGGCGGGCAGGGCGCGUAGCCUCUGGAGUCUGCUUUCAUCUUUUCAGUAGCCAUCAUUACAAUCACCAGCUUAUAAAGCAGCAUUUACCCGAAAUACAAAGAGUGCCUUUGGAACAGCUCUGUCUCAGAAUUAAGAUUUUGGAUAUGUUUUCUGCACAUGGCCUUCAAUCUGUCUUAUCCCGCCUGAUUGAGCCACCAAGAAUUGAAUCUCUGCGUGCAUCGAAACUGAGACUGCAGGACUUGGGCGCUUUAACUCCAGAUGAAAAACUCACCCCCUUGGGGUAUCACUUGGCCUCCUUGCCUGUCGAUGUGCGGAUUGGAAAACUAAUGCUGUUUGGCACCAUUUUCCGUUGUCUGGAUCCUGCACUAACUAUAGCAGCAAGUCUGGCCUUUAAGUCCCCUUUUGUGUCUCCAUGGGAUAAAAGGGAGGAAGCGAACAAAAAAAAGCUGGAAUUUGCAAUAGGAAACAGUGAUUACCUGGCUCUUCUCCAGGCUUAUAAGGGAUGGCGCUUAAGUACCAAAGAGAGUUCUCGUGCAAGCUACAGCUAUUGCAGGGAAAACUUCUUAUCAGGAAGAGUUCUUCAAGAAAUGGCGAGCCUAAAAAGGCAAUUCACAGAACUGCUAUCUGAUAUUGGAUUUGUGAAGGAGGGGUUAAGAGCCAGGGACAUGGAGAAGAGGUGGUCUCGAGGAGAUGGUGUUUUGGAUGCUACAGGAGAAGAGGCAAACUCUAAUGCUGAGAACAUCAAGUUGAUAUCAGCAAUAUUAUGUGCUGCUCUGUAUCCCAGUGUUGUCCAGGUGAAAACCCCAGAGGGGAAAUACCAGUAUACCAGUGCAGGAGCAGUUAAAUUACACCCAAAGGCAGAGGAGUUGAAGUUCAUUACAAAAAAUGACGGUUAUGUUCACAUUCAUCCUUCCUCAGUGAAUUAUCAAACCAGGCACUUUGACAGCCCCUACUUGGUGUACCACGAGAAGAUCAAAACCAGCCGUGUGUUCAUCCGGGACUGCAGUAUGGUGUCGGUGUACCCGCUGGUCUUGUUUGGAGGAGGGCAGGUCCACGUGCAGCUGCAACGGGGGGAGUUUGUCAUUUCGCUUGAUGACGGAUGGAUUAGAUUCGCAGCAGCCUCCCACCAGGUGGCAGAGUUGGUGAAAGAACUCCGCUGUGAACUAGACCAGUUACUCCAGGAUAAGAUCAAGAAUCCCAGCAUGGAUUUAUGCACGUGCCCGCGAGGAUCCCGUAUCAUUAGCAUGAUUGUAAAGCUUGUGACCACCCAGUAAUCUGAGAAGCACUUUUAUAAAGACCCACUGCUAACUGUUGCUCGGAAAUGGAUUCUGGGCCCGCAAUGUUUUUGUAUUGUCAGAGUGUGGCACUGAUCCUGAUAGCGCUAAAUUGGUAAAUGGGCCGCUUUUUAGCUUUUGGAAAAUAGUCAAAGAAAUAAACCUGAGCAAAAUGGCUUCUGCCGAAAAUGAAAGGGCUCACGGAACAAACUAAGGAAUGGGAAGUUGGCAAUUCUCGUGAUAGUAAUAGAAAACUCCAAAUCAGAGAAGGAAAGCGUAGAAUUUGUUUUUUAAAAAAAAAAAAAAAAAAAAAGAAUUCUGUUCAGUGCUGGAGUAUGUUUUCUGUAGUCUGUUUUUGUCAGUGUUCUGUUUUUUCCGGUACAGCACUUUUAACUGACUUUUGUUAGGAAGAUCAAGGAAUCACGUUGCAGCUUGCCCUUGGAGCAAUAUAAUUAGAGAGAGAGAGAGCACGCGCUACCUGGUCAGGCUGCCCAGAACUUUUCUACAAUCAGUAUAAACUACAUGGCCAAGAAUUCCACCUUCACCAGCUGUUCAGUCUAACAUCGGCACUUAUCAAUCAUUUUAGGGUACAGCAGCUGUUAAAGGAGCUCAGUUUAAGGACUAGUACGUGAGUUGGUCAUUAAACUAGUUGAUUGUCUUUAAAACUAAGUGUGUUGGUCCCUCAUCAGUGUGCAAAAGCUGGUCUGCCCCUAGUUAUUCACUGAUCUGAAUGUUUGUGUUUGUUUGAACCUGGCUCUGUCCAAUCCCACUACAAUUUCGUAUCCUUUCCUGGAGUGGUGGUGUUGCAACACGAUUUUUAUAGGGCAGUGGUGCUCAAACUUUUCCUGUCCCGUCCCGUCCCGUCACAUCCCCUCCCCCCCCGUACCAGUCAUGGAAUUUGUCUCCCCCUCUUAUCCCCCCCAUCCGUUACUGCGCAGCCAAGGCUUCCUCAGCUGAGAAGCUUGAGCUGAAGGUGGAGCUGGGGGCAGAACUGGGGAUGGGGAAGGAGUUGGGGCUAGAGGCAGAGCUGGCCUGGAGGCGGAGAGGGAAUGAGGGUGGAGCCAGGCUGGGGCUGGAGCAGGGGCUGGAGUGGACUGUGAGUGGGGGUGGAGCUGGGCUGCGGCUGGGGGCAGAGCGGGGCUAGGUGGUGCUCCCUCCCCACGCAUGGAGGCAGGCCCGGGCCCCGCUGCGCACCCCCCUGAACAUUCCUCUGCACCUCCGUAGUGGGGCGUGCCCCACAGUUUGGGGACCACUGUUCUAGGGUGUCUGCUCAAGGAGCUGGGACUUGCACACACAUGGCUGCAUCCAAAGCCCGCUGAAGUCAGAGGAGCCUUUCCAUUCACUUUAGUGGGCUUUGGACCAAGCCCACAAUUCCCCAUCCAGCCAGGAGAGAGAUGGGACCUUUAUAUCUUAAAUUGAUUUCAAUAAAUGACUGUUGUGUUAAAGACUGUUUCCUGCUAUCAUCCCUUAUUAAAUCUCUAAAGGCGGCGGGCUCUUCCUUCUGAACAGCUGCUUGGCUGGCCGCCCAAAAUACACCAGCUUUCUAAGGGCAAAGCUGCUUAAAUACAUUCACACCCCUCUCUUCCCAGAGGGGCUGGAGUAUUUCCUCCAUGGGUUUCACUGACAUUGAUUACCACCCAAAGGUGCAUCAAUGUGAAUGUGAAACUCUGCUACUUACCAGGAAAUCGCCCUGCUCAUGUGCACUGGAGACCAACUGAAAAGAAGUCACAUGUUUCAAAGUUGUAGAAGCUUUCUAGCCAAACCCUCGUGCGGAGGGACCGGGCAAUGGAGCCAGGGACCUGGAGCACUUGGGAUUGAUCAUGAAAUAUGGAGCCUUCCCCUCUGCAGUGCUUACUUUAAGUCGAACAAAAAUUUUUCUAGCAAUGGCUGUUCAGUGCCCCAUGAGAAAUACCUAGUGGUUGCCAUCCGUUUCUUUGUCAAUAGGAAGCCAUGUAACAAAUCUCAUUUGGCACCAUCAAUAGAGAGAAUGAAUUCCCCUCAUGUCUGGAACUGGUCCUUUUGCAAGAGGGGCGAGGAAGAUGGUUGAGCAGGAUGGGGAGGCUGGCGCUGGCACUGCCACUUUGGUUCGUGUCCUGUGGUUAAACAGGACUUCAUGUGUCAGACUGCUCUUUAGACACAUUGAAAAGUCACAGAACAUCCAACCUGGAGAGGAGAAAACAGAGCUGAGGACCAGUGCCCUGAUGGAGUUCUUGCCCGGGGGUGGAAUACUGCUAGAGAGACAUGUGACCACUAAAAACGGUUCAGUGUGGCUUUAAGCAGAAGCUGAGAUACGGUUUGACACAAUCCGAUUUUACUCUUGUUCUGGAUUGGACUCGAAACAAGGACUUCGUUUUUAAACAUCGGCGUUUGGCGCUCAGUGUCCCUGUGACGUAGACGACAGCUGGGAAGCCUCAGGGGCAUUGUGUGUUAAAGCGUUUCCCUACCAUGGAAGGAUCCUUUGUGCGAUUACAAGUGAAAGCAUCGUGGCCUUCGCCUGCUGCUUGAGGACCAUUUGGACGGAAGCACUGCAUGGAUUGGCGCAGUGGCUAGUUACUUCCCAGGGGAGAUGCCGGUCAGAGCUGGGGUGCACAAUUAGCUGGGGCACAUUCCUGAUGGGUGCUGGCUACUGCUAGCAGCCCUCCAUGUGUUCACUAAACUGGCCUGAUUCCUCAACAAGGGAAUUGUGCAAAUUGCCUCUGUUUAAAGCAGUGAAUCAGUCAGCCCUGAAGGCAGGAGGAGGACAACAGCCUGCUUCGGAAAGCACACACGUCCCACUGCGAAGGGAUCUGUCAGAAGGGGCAGAAAACCAUGCUCCGCAAAAGGAAGGGCACACCUGGGCAAAGGGAGGGGAGCCCGCACCAGUCAGAGCAAUCACAGGAGAGGGUUUUGUUUGUUUUAAACCUGCUGCCUAUUAAUGUCAUUGGGUGACCCCUAGUUCUUGUGUUCUGUGGAGUAAAUAACACUUCCUCAUUUACUUUCUCCACCCCAGUCAUGACAAAUAGAUUCAGACCUCUGGCCCUUCAGUUAUUGGCUGAGAGCCUGGCCAUCCCAGCACUGAUCUUUGAAGGAGUGCCAUGACAAAGGCCGUGAAGAUGCUUGCUGUUUCUAAAAUAAACAAGCUUUUUGGGUUAGGGAGGAGAGAGGGUUUUUGGCUUUUUUCUACGUCGGGGGAAAAGGGCACCAACCAUUUUAUCCUCUUUGCAGGUCACCUUUCAGAAUUCUAUGCGAGCACUGUCACAGUUAAGCUGCAGUCAUUACCCUUUGCUAUUAUUUGACUAAGUCAGUUUCCUGGGAGAUGUCCCACUAAAGAAGAUGCCUGAUUUAGCCUGGCCCCAUUAAGGGUACUGGGACAGCUUACAUUUCCACAGCCCCUUUCAGACCAAAGUGCUUUACAGAUGCUACAGAGACAAGACCACGGCAUUGCAGGCACCCGGAGGGGGAGAGCGGUCACCAGCGGGCACAGGAAACACACAGCGCUGGUGAGUGCCGGGCAGUGUUUGUCAAUGCCAAUGAAGCAGCAGUACCUUGCCCUUCCAAACACGUUCUGGGCUCUGAGGGCUCACACCGAGUGGACGGUCCCCAUCGUUCAUUCUUGACUGAAAAAAAUCACAAAGUAAAAUGUAUGGAACUGAAUCGAGGAGCAAGGGCUAUGCCUGCCCUGCCCAAAACUCAGCCUGUAGCACUAGGCACGCUUGGUGUGUCAAACCUCAUGCUUGGAGCCCUAAGAGCUUUCUCUCUCUCUCUCCAGAAAAUGCUUCUGCCAAACGUCCCCCUUCCCUCUGUGCCCUGGCUUGGCAUGAAGCAGAGCUAAGAAUCGGGGUGGAAUGUUUCCUCAUAUGCUACGCUGCUCAAAGAGGCAACGGUCCCAAUCCCUGGUAGCGCUUUGUAUUUUUAGAUGAACAGAACUUCAUGUGGCAGCCUUACAAAUCUCCAUAAUUGAAACAUUUCUCAGGCAAUGAAUGACUUCAAUAGGGUCAAGUGUUUACCCUAUAAGUACAACUGUUUUAUAACUGUUUUUUCCUAACCAGAACGGUGUGUCAACUAUGUUGUGUGUCCAUACCUACCAAUCUGCCCACCUGUGGUUGUACCGGUACAUUCUGGGAAGAUCUGGACUGCUGUCCCAAUGCUUCAACAAGGGAUAGAGUGCUGAGAGGAUACGCUCCCAGAAGGAAGUGGGACAUGCAGCUCCUAGCAUGAGCGCUCUCACACAUACUCGUUGCUGACUCAGGGAUUAUCCUGUUAUCACUGUCCUGGUCUCCCGCAGAUUAUUUACCAGAAGUCGCUCAGGUGGUUUGCUUUGCUAGCAUGUAUAAUAGUACCUGACUGAGCACUUCAAAACCACUGUGGAAACCGUGGUAAAGAAGUGAUGCUGAGUUCAUGACAUAGGAUCUUACACAUUUCUUGGUUAGGUUUCUACAGGGGAGAUCAUACGCUCCUUGGGGCAAAGGCUCUGUCUUCCUAUACAUUUGUACAGCGCCAAGCACAACGGAGCUCUAAUUCUGACUGUAGCCCUCAGGCGCGAACGCCGUAUACAGAAUAAUACAGCAAUGAAGUAUGGCUCAUCAAUGCUGCUGGAAGUGGCCCCCUGGGUGGUGUUCAAGAACCCCUAUACGCUGUACUUGCCUUCUGAGAAGUCUUGGUGAGCCCAAGUCUGGACCCACACCAGGAGAACACCGGCACCAAGGUGAAGACCUAGUGAAUCCAGAUCCAGUAAGGUGCUGGGAGGAGAUCACAAACUACAGAGUGGUGUCACUUGUCUUCUUGUCAUGAUCCACAUUUCUGCCAGGUAACCCUGAAAUGAGCUGCACCAGACCCUGCUCUCCUUGCUGUUGGUAGGUUGGCAGGAGUUUAACAGAGGGCAGAGUUUGGGCCAUUGUU
Dermochelys coriacea (leatherback sea turtle) is the source of this 9269-nucleotide messenger RNA. RefSeq names its product DExH-box helicase 57 (gene DHX57). The coding region runs from base 273 to 4391 and encodes 1372 amino acids. Lineage: Eukaryota; Metazoa; Chordata; Testudines; Dermochelyidae. Gene Ontology annotation, molecular function: RNA binding; metal ion binding; ATP binding. The transcript is spliced from 24 exons. The record is from RefSeq and is a predicted model, not a curated record. Gene Ontology annotation, cellular component: intracellular anatomical structure.